GCCAAGCGUGGACUGGAUUUGCAUGCGAGUACUACGCUUCUCCAGCUGCCACGGUCAGACAGGAAAAUAAAAGACAUCUACGUACUGCGAGAAAGAGUCCACCCCCUUUUGCUGUUUAAAACACCGUUAGUGAUUCCUCCGGUUUCACAGCUGUUGCGCUGGUUUGGCUGCGUGGGAGGGAGAAGAGAAGCAUCAGCGCUCUUUAACAGAGAUACAUUUUUGGAAAUAAGAUAAACAGAGUUCGGCGUCUGUAUUCGCAGAUUCAUUCAUACUGACUUGGAACUGGACAUACCGCUAAACCAGCAGAGAUUACUGUAAGUAUACGCGCUGCGGCGGAGCCAUGGUGCUGUGCGAGGACAGGGAGUGCGGGGUCUGCUACGCGGCCUACUCCCGGAGGGAGAGGGUGCCCCGCGUGCUCCACUGCCGGCACACGUUCUGCGCGCCCUGCCUGGAGCUGAUGGCGCAGCCCAAGAGCGGCAUGCUGACCGUGCGCUGCCCGCUCUGCCGCCAGGUGACCUGCGUGGGGCGCGGCCUGGGCCUGCAGGAGGCGCUGUGGGUCGACACCAAGGUCUGGGACCAGAUCGCCGAGAGCGAAGAGGAAGAGGAGGAGGAGGAGGAGGAGGAGGGGGACGCUGGCAAACAGACGCAGGCUGCAGUGCAGGCUGAACGACCCGCCCCCAAGCACUCCAGAUGCAAGCUCAAACUUCCUGCCUUCCUGAGGAAAUUCAAGAAGCCCCAGCGAGAAAGAAUUUUGCCCGUCUGCAACAUAGAGAUGAAAUCUUGGCGUAGGCUUACUGCUGAGGAAACACUUUAGAAGGAUUUUCAAAGGGAAAGGAGACCCAAACAACAGCCAAUGUUCACAAGCCAUUUUUUAUAUUUGUAUUGUUUUUAAUGGCCAAAAAAAGGGCAUGUUAUGUUUAAAUUAUGUGUUCACAAUGUCAUCCAUGGGAAAUUGUUUAAAACUACAAGGUGCUGAAAGAGAGGUUCAAGGUGAACAAAAACGAUUCCAUUUAUAUUUGUACAUUUACACAGAGAUAGGCCUUGUCUGCUGAAGUGGCGGAACUAAUGUUAUUAUGAGAAGGCUCUGUCAAAGGGGGUCUGUCAAUUGGCUGCUCGUCUGUAAUCCCCCACAGCUGGUGUUGUGGGAUUUGGUUCAGCUGUAGGCCUCCCAACAGAGCAGGUGUCUAUCCCUGACCCAGGGUCCUUCCGACAGAUGGUCUCCUAUAGGCUAGCCCCAAGAGACCCCGCCCACCUCUAAACUAAUUAUACAUUACUGUCACUGGAUAGAGCCACUAACUUAUUCUAUGCUAUUGUAUUUAUACAACUUGAAAUAUUUCUAAUAAACUUUUUUAAAAGAAAAA
Anguilla rostrata (American eel) is the source of this 1361-nucleotide messenger RNA. RefSeq lists its product as uncharacterized. Lineage: Eukaryota; Metazoa; Chordata; Actinopteri; Anguilliformes; Anguillidae. Bases 341 to 814 code for a protein of 157 amino acids. The transcript is spliced from 4 exons. The record is from RefSeq and is a predicted model, not a curated record. Gene Ontology annotation, molecular function: ubiquitin protein ligase activity. Gene Ontology annotation, biological process: protein ubiquitination.